This is a messenger RNA of Miniopterus natalensis, 762 nucleotides long. RefSeq names its product VENT homeobox (gene VENTX). The record is from RefSeq and is a predicted model, not a curated record. Gene Ontology annotation, molecular function: DNA binding; DNA-binding transcription factor activity, RNA polymerase II-specific. Gene Ontology annotation, biological process: regulation of DNA-templated transcription. NCBI's taxonomy places the organism in Eukaryota, Metazoa, Chordata, Mammalia, Chiroptera, Miniopteridae.
AUGCCCCAUAGCCAAAAGCCGACCUCCAGCUUUGGCUCUGUGGACUGGCUCUCUCAGAGCAGCCACGCAGGGCCCUUGCACACCUCCAGACCAACUGAGGUCUCCUGGGGGAGCCUCUCUGCCCCGGCCAGGGUGCCCAACAAUGGGGAACCCCCUCAAACCGUGGGCAUGGAGGAGGUGAAGUCCUCAGCUGUGUCUGCUCCAGGGACGUCCACGACUGGGUCCAGCAAGGAGACGGACAGCACUCGGCCUCCCCGCGCCCGCACCGCCUUCACCGGGGAGCAGGUCAGCACCUUGGAGAGCUCGUUCCAGCACCACAGAUACCUGGGCCCCCUGGAGCGCCGGAGGCUCGCCCAGAAGAUGGGGCUUUCGGAGGUGCAGAUAAAAACCUGGUUUCAAAAUCGCCGAAUGAAACACAAACGCCAACUGCAGGACUCACAGCUGAACAUCCCCUUCUCUGGAGCUGUCUACACGCCCCUGGUUUUCUGCCCACCACCCUCUGCCCUGGGCAGCCACCUACAGCUGCUGCACCCUUGGGCAUCCCUGCUUGGGCCCUUGGCACUAGCACAGCCCCCUGGAUACUUCUGGGGCCCUUGCCAUGUGGAACAAGCCUCGCUGGCCUCAACGUGGGCCUCUAGCAGCAGACGGCCUCUGAUGUGCUGCCUCCCAGAUCCUGGGAACCAGGCACACAUGCUGGGCCCAGCCUUGUCCAGGGGAACCUGGGGCCUGUGUGUUCUGCCGGAGACUGGCGAUGCCUUUUGA